This is a messenger RNA of Colletotrichum navitas, 542 nucleotides long. Its product is annotated as splicing factor 3B subunit 10. The record is from RefSeq and is a predicted model, not a curated record. The transcript has 3 exons. Gene Ontology annotation, biological process: mRNA splicing, via spliceosome. NCBI's taxonomy places the organism in Eukaryota, Fungi, Ascomycota, Sordariomycetes, Glomerellales, Glomerellaceae. Gene Ontology annotation, cellular component: U2 snRNP; precatalytic spliceosome. Bases 180 to 434 code for a protein of 84 amino acids.
GGAUCGUGGAGGUCAGGGGUGCCGUGAUAUGUACUUGAGCUGGUGCACGGCCCUCGCCAGCGCUUCGCGAAGGUCUGCCGAACUUCAGCCGGCGCAUCCAUGACACAGGCUUUGGUGCCGUGAAGCUUUGGAUUUCAGCAGCAUCCAUCAACAUUCGCGCAGCCAAAUCCAAAGACAACAUGGCCGACAAACUCCGUAACCAGCAAGAGCUUGAGCGCCUUCAGGCCAAGUAUGUCGGCACGGGGCACCCCGAUACUACCAGUUGGGAAUGGAAAACGAACAUCUACCGCGACACGUACUCUUCCAUCGCCGGUCAUCCCCCGAUGCUCUCAUACAUGGCUCUAGCCGAGAACGAGCCCACACAACUACUCCGCGCGAGGCUCAUCAGGAAAAUGAUGCAGCCGGCCGGCCCACCACCAGCACGCGAGGAUUAACGAUGAACCCACGCGUUGAGAGGGAGGGAAGUCAAGUAUGGUAAUAUUAUUGGGCGGGAACACCGGCGUUGGGCGACAUCUUUGUUUUGGAAUUGAUAAAGAAGGGUA